Molecule: messenger RNA, 2418 nt
Organism: Phycodurus eques (leafy seadragon)
Lineage: Eukaryota; Metazoa; Chordata; Actinopteri; Syngnathiformes; Syngnathidae
Gene: pde12
Product: phosphodiesterase 12
Exons: 7
Coding region: 358-2178 (606 amino acids)
Biological process (GO): nuclear-transcribed mRNA catabolic process, deadenylation-dependent decay
Cellular component (GO): mitochondrion
Molecular function (GO): 3'-5'-RNA exonuclease activity
Source: RefSeq, a predicted model, not a curated record
UCAUGUACACAAGGAGAACUCUAUAUAACUUUGACUUCGACAUGGCUACAACUAACGUCAUAUAGCGAUGCUUGAAAUAGUGUGGGGUUUUUAUUGGGUGUAUGAAUUUGUUUUUGUGUGUGUGUGAAAUCGCUUAAGAAGAAACAAAAUCUUAAGAACAGACCAAAUCCGCAACUUCGCUGACUGUUGAUACCGGGAAGUAGAUGGUCCCACAAUGCGGUUGUCAAGCUAGUUCCGGUGCAUUUUAGUCCCUCCUGAGAGUGGUGACUUCAGGGGGUAGACGACCCCUACUGCGGUUCGUUCCGGGUGCGUUUGAGUUGCAUUUAGUCCGGCUUUGGAGACACCGGGGCGGGCUUCAUGUUCAACAAGCUCGUCGCUGCCGUCCUUCCGUUUCACCGUCGCCUGCUCUCCACCUCGUCGCCGGCGGCUUUGACCCGAGCGCGCCGCCUCCUCGGCAGCAUGGAGCCGGCCUCGGUGAGAUGUGUCGCCGGGGAGCCCAAGCUGACCAUCUCGUUCCGCGUGGACGGCAGCCAGAAGCACAUGCAGCGGGAGCAGGACGAGCCGCUGGGGAAGGUCCUGUCCCGCAUCGCCUGCACCCUCGCGAAGGGCAAAACCAAGGCGAAGAAGGCGAAGAGGAACGCGGGGCAGCAGCAGCAACAGCAGCCGGCGGCGGCGGGGGACACCCCGGAGCCCACCGUGGUGAAGCUCUACGUGGACGGCGGGGAGGUGCCGGAGACGGUGCUGAACGCGGACGCGUGGCGGGACGGGGCCGUGCUGCAGCUGGGCGACGUCCGGUACUCGAUACGCCGCAACGAGCCCACCUUCACCACCGCCUCGAUGCCGGCCUCGCUGCUGGCUGGCUUCCCGGUGUGUCCCAAGCUGGAGGUGGAGUUCGGAGAUCUGGACCGCUGCGAGUUGACGUGGUACAAGGAGAAAGGCCCGAACCCCAGUGCCAAAGCUGCCGGGGAAGCGAACGCUCAGGACAUCGCCUGGGUAGAAGUGGGCUGCACCCGAGUCUACGUCCCGUGCAAUCAGGACAUCGGCUGCCGGCUCAAACUGCGCUGCACGCCCAAAGACGGCGGCGGGCGCGACGGGCGACCCACCGAACUCCUCUCCGCCGGCGCCGUGGAGGCCGGGCCGGGCGCGUGCACCUUCGACGAGCGGCACGCGUACACGGCCAAGGAGGCGACGUGGCCGGCGCUGCGCGUGGCGUCCUACAACAUCCUCGCCGACGUCUACGCGCAGACGGAGCUGUCCAAGAUGGUGCUGUACCCCUACUGCGCCCCUUACGCCCUGCAGCUGGAUUACAGGCAGAACCUGAUCAAGAAGGAGCUGGCGGGAUACCACGCCGACGUCGUCUGUCUGCAGGAGGUGGACAAAGGGGUGUUUUUGGACAGUCUGACUCCAGCUCUUGAUGCCUUUGGCCUGGACGGCGUUUUUAAGCUUAAAGAGAAGCAACACGAAGGAUUGGCGACCUUCUACCGCAGGACAAGAUUCAAGCUUCUGAGUCGCCACGACAUCACGCUGAGCGAGGCGCUGACGUCGGACCCGCUCCACGGCGAGCUGCUGGAGAGGAUCUCGGCGGACGACACCCUGAGAGACAAGAUUAUGAAGCGCUCCACCGCCUUGCAGGUCAGCAUGCUGGAGGACCUCCACCAGGCAGGCAGGAAAGUGUGCGUGGCCAACACACACCUGUACUGGCACCCUCAAGGUGGGAACGUCCGCUUGGUCCAGAUUGCCGUGGCUCUGCGGCACCUGAGUCACGUGAUCGGCGAGGUGGCCCCGGGAGCGCCGUUGGUCUUCUGCGGCGACUUCAACUCCUCACCGAGUUCGGGCGUCUUCCAGCUGCUAACCGAGGCCAAACUCCCCCGGCAACAUGCCGACUGGAGCAGCUCGGGCCCCCAAGAGGAGGAUUCGCCGUCGUGUUUGUUCGCCGUGGACUUGAUCUCCCCGUUUCCGGCGCUGCUGAGCGCCUGCGGGCCGCUGGCCUACACCAACUACGUGGGCGGCUUCCAAGGCUGCCUGGACUACAUCUUCAUCCAGCCGCAGAGCAUGCGGGUGGAGCAGGUCAUCCCCAUGCCGGCCCACCACCUGGUCACCACCUACACGGCGCUGCCCAGCGUAGCUCACCCGUCGGACCACAUUGCGUUGGUCUGCGACCUGCGCUGGGACCCCUGACUACGAGAGCUUUCUUAAAAUCAUAAUGACUGACAUGAGUUUUUAUUUACAGUUAUUUUAAUCGCUGAUAUUCAGUGUCAAUCUUUGGUUGCUUUGGUUAUGGCUUUGUGUGACUGAGGGGGUAAGGAUAAUCAACAUAUACAUUACUCAUUUGUUUUAAAUAUAAACCUUUUUUUGCGUGGACAUUUUUUUUCAUUAAAAAAUGAAAGAUAUGUUUUAAUUGAACUAAUAAUAAUAAAU